GAAUUUGUUCAAGGUCAGCUCUGCUUUUCGCCCGUCCUGCGCAGUACUGUGGGCUUCUUGCUCCUGGUAGGCAACAUUUCUCAGGGGGAAGGUAUUCAUGACUUACACAACUCACUUGUACAAAUUGAUAUAAAAGGAUUACAAACUGUUGGUAUAAUUGCAUAUAACAAUCUGAGGAAGUCUGCUUAACUUCGGACAGUCCACAAAAUCUAAUUUAGUCUGCGGGUACAAAUUUAUUAAACACCAAGGUUGAAUGUGCAAGUAUGACAGCUACUACAAAGCCCCGUCGAGCAUCUGCCAAAGCUUGUCUCAAGGCCAUAUGUGGACUUACUGCUCUCCAGAACUCUGAUGAUAGCUCAAUAACUGAAAAUAUUGAAAGUGAGAUGUCAGACUAUGUUGUCGAAAGUGGGGACAAUAAUAUCACUACCGAAGAGAGUGAUUCGAAUAGUGCAGAUAAAGCUGAGAUAUCUAACGAUGCCAAACUCUCAUCAGAAAAUUCGUCGUCAACAGGCUCGUUUAUUGAUGAACCAUGUCGUAAAAAAUCAUCAAGUAAAGCUCAUCGUCCUGUUUUGAGUGACAAAGGAUGUUUGAGAUCUCCUUUCGUAAGAUAUAUGAGGUCUUGUCGUGGUCAUAUUGAUCGUGAUCCCAGAUCUGUAGCUCCUGCGAAAUUUCUGCAGUCAAUAGAUUCACUAAAACAUAUGUUCAGUAAUACGCAAAAUCCAUUCCUGUUUUGUCCCAGUGGAUAUAAGUCACAGUUUAUGUGUCGGAAAAAGGCUUUAUUUCCAACCUCGGGUGCGUGGGUACGAUCACCUAUUUAUAUCAAAAAGGAUCACCUUCCAGAGCCUCCCAUCAGCCCUAUAUAUUUAUCUGACGAAGUAAAUACAGUUAAAUUAAAACGGUUCGAAUUUGACAAGGGUUCAAAUUUAGUAUAUACUGGUGGAGCAGUAACUUGUUUGUCAUGGUGUCCUCCUCGUCUUUCUUCACUUCUGGAUUCUGAAUCAAUUGUAAAUGAAUGUUCGUUUCUUGCGACUUCUUCUAUUCUAACACCAGAUUCACAAACGCUUUAUUCUGAUAAGAUGGCUAGUUGUCCUGGAUUAAUACAGAUAUGGAAUUGUGGGGUUUUAGGUCUAACAGAAGUGUCAAGUACUUUAAACCCUGAAAUUCACUUUAUCAUUUCACAUGAUUGGGGUCGAAUUACUGAUAUGUGCUGGAUACCAGUUUCACCUUUUUCGGGCAUUAAAGAACUAGUGACAAAGGCUUGUUCGUAUGGAUCAUGCAUAAUAACUAUUCCCGAAGUAGAUCGAGUUCUUGGUCAUUUAAUUGUUGCUUGUCAAGAUGGCUUUAUUCGUAUAUUAUCUAUACCAACUUGUCCAAUGAAUUUUGGGUUCGAGAAUUCAUCUGCUUCACAAUUCGCUUAUACACUUUCGAAAAAUUGUUACCUCACACUAUCCCCAUCUGUGAAAGGACAUCCUCAUUGGGUUGGUUGGCCAACGUGUACGCAUAUUCGCCGUGAAUUCCCAGAUCGCCUUUUUGUUGGUUAUACCACAGGUUAUGUAGGCUAUUACAAUCUAAGUAGUCUUAAUGAUUUGGUUUAUUCGCCUCAGUAUAAUCAUUUAGCUCCAGUGAAAAUGUCACGUCUAACAAGCAGUCCAAUCACAGCAUUGUCUCUCCACCCUCUUAAUGGAAAAAUGUUGUAUGUACAAGGCUUAGAACGUAUCGGUGGUGUCUGGGAUUUGAAUGACUCUGUAUGUUUCACUUCCGAGUCAGCUGAAAUCAGUUGGAAUCCAGUACGUGGUUUUAUGGGACGUGAAGGAAUGUGGAUUUGUAAUGGUGAAUUCUUAGUUGGUUCACGUGAAACGUGGUUUACUUCGACAUCAUGUAAAAACACUCAAUUUCCCAAGUGGUCUGCAUUAUUUGAUACUAUGGAUAACUGUAUUGGUCAGUAUUUACCUGCUGAACCAACUGAUGCUUGUAGCCAUUUAAUACCAUUAGGAAUCCAGUCACUCACGAGUGUGGAUUUCAGUGAUUCUCUCAAUGCACUUGUGUGUAGUACGGACAGAGGACGUAUUGAAGUGAUUGCUGAGUCUGUAGAGAAGCGAAAAUGUGAUCCGUCACGUCCAAGAUAUAUUCCUGAGCGGCUCGUCUUUGGUGGAAAUUCGACUCUAUCUAAACGCUCUCGAGUCAGUGUCCGGUUGAAAAUUGUGUUGCCACCGAAUAUGAGUACUGGAGCAGUUUUUCUGAAACCACGUACACCAUUCAAACUGGCUGCCCUCAACGUUCGCACACUUAUGCAGGUCGAACAACAGAUAGGGCUGACUAUGUCUUUAGAAAGUCUUAAUAUCGAUGUGUUAUGACCUUGGAUGUCUGACUUUUCGAUCACACGGCUUAUCUACCAAUCCGAAUACGACUUAUACGAAUCUUCACACUAGGCCAACCAAUGACGUCCAACCGGUGUGGGCAGUUUAGCGUCCUUAUUGGUCCUAUGUCCUACGAGCCCUUCCACUUGAGUCCAGAACACAAUACCAGCUUCGAAUCAGAGCAGAUCGUUUAUUUCAGGCAUACUUGGUUUAUAUAUCAAUCACACAGACCGCAACGUACCAUAAAAUAGGAAAUAAUAUUUGUACACAAAUAAGCCCAAAAAGUGGCUGUGAAUGUGGGAGGCAGUAGUUAAUAAACUGAACAUAACUUAAGAACCGUAAAUCGUACAAUAAUAAAUUAUAGGCCAAAAUGGAGCUUGUCAUAAGAGGGAUAUAAAUAUACAUAAUGUAAUCGUUGAAUAGUUAUACCAUAAGAAUAUUUAUAGAAUAUUAGUCCAUGAAUAGUCCUCGGAAGUUACCUGUUAUUUAAUCUUCACCGGAUAUAACACCUCCCCCAUUUUGUUUUUGAAAAUUCCAACUUUAGAUUCUGAUUAAAAAAAAAAGAAUUAUAUGUGACUUUAAAUUCCUCAACAUUCUCCUCCUCCUCGAAAUAAUGUUGGGUCCUUAUGGCUCCAAAUUACAACUAGUAGGACUUUAUUUAAACCAUGUUUCUCGUAUUGACUGGAGAAUCCACUAAGAAUGACUAGAUGAUGAUGAACGACCUUUGAUCUGAGUUCAUUAUUUUCAAAUUCAUUAUGAAUCUCGUUAGCAGAUAACGAGUCAUUAAGAAAGUCAACGUCUAACAGAAUUAAAUUAGAUUUUUGGCCAUCAUUCGACUCAGCUGACAUAUUUCCCUCAUUGUUAUAAGAAGUUUCAUCAAAAUCAUAUGCAUUAUUCUGACAAUCAAUAUCUGGUACACUGUCAUUAGAAAUGGGAUAAGUUGACUCAAUAUAAAAUUCUGUCUUCCGGUGAUUUUGAGUAACAUCCAGUACAAUUUGGUUCAUCGUGUUGCUCCAGUUAUUUUCUGAAUACGAGUCACCAUAGCUUUCUCGACUAACAGCACGUGGACCACAAUUUUGUUCGAGCUGACGUUUAUUUUCGCAGCUAGACAGUACCAGUAGUGUUUCAUUUGAUUCUGGACUCUGGGCAUCAUCUACAGGAUCUGGCUCCUGAUCAUCUGGUAUUGUCACAACUUCAUGUGCAUUUAGCACAACAUCUUCUUGCUCUGAGCUGGACACGUUACCAAUAUUACGUUUUCCUUCUGGUAUAGAGGGAUUUGAAUCCUACACAGGAUAUGCUUCUGAAAUGUCCAUUACUGCACCAUUAUCUGCAUGAUAUAUAGAUUUCUUAUUUUCUGCUUGAAUGCAAAGUCUGCCCAAAACUGUUACAAAUAGCUGUUGUUGCAAGGCCAACAUCUUCUGCAGGUGCUGAAAAAAAAGACUACCUUUUCCGAUCAAUUACAGCUUCUACUUGAGCAACAACAGCAGUGCUUCAAAAAUAGCCAGUUGAAUUUUUUAGGAAAUUUACGCACACUGUUGGUAAAUUUUCCAUGUUUCGGAAAUGCAACAGAAGUUGAUAAGUUCAUUUCUCAUCUGCAGACUGAUCUGGAAAACAACUGCAGAACAUAUGAAGCUGCUUAUAAAAGCCUCUGUGAAUCCCGGACGACCAGUGAUGUAAACGAAAAAGUUAUUCAUGAUCCGCCCAGUCGUCCAGAAAUGUCAAAUUCCGAAACAUUCCCUGUCGUGGGUUCAAAUCCCACUGUUCCUGAAACGUGUGCAGACAAUGAUGUACCCAGCUCACAGGAAGAUCUCUCAUUAAAUGCUCAUAAAUUAAUUGCAGUACCCGCCCACAACGGAACAGGGAACAAAUCGUGUAGUACACUGAAUCCAGCUGUUUCAAAUGGUCCUCAUCAUUCAACAACAGGAGAUUCUGACGAAUCUUAUUAUCUAGAUCCUCUUGUACCAGAAAAUGUGUUAGAUUCAUCAAAUGAUGAUCAGAAAUCUAAUACAAUUUUGAUAGAUGUUGAUUAUCUCAGUGAUCAACUGUUUACAAAUGAGAUUUUCAACAAAUCCCAUGAUAAUGUUCCAGAAGAAUCAAACGUUGAUGACCUCAUAUCAAGUGACAUUGUUCCCCACUAUUUAAUCACUUUCAGUGACUUCUCUGUUCAAUGUGACAAUUAUGUGUUAAAUAGAGUCAAAUUAAUUUUAACUUGGGGAUAUGAGGACCCAACAUUAUUUCGUGGGGGAGGAUGUACCCAGAAAAUUUCAAAAUCCGGAUAUCAACUCCGGAUCUUCAAAAAAAAGGGGAGGUGUUGUGGAUGCGGAGGAAUAGACCAAUAAUUAUCAUGUUAAGUCCAAUGGUGUCCUUGGACUUUAAAUGGACAUUUUCUAUUGGUCGAUAUCUGUUCACUUGUUGAAUAUUGUACAAAAUGUUGUUUUCUAUUUUAUGGUACGAUGUGGUGUGCUUGAUUGGUAUAUAAACAAAGUAUGUUUGAAAUAUAAUGAUUCAUAUCUCCG
This is a messenger RNA of Schistosoma guineensis, 4873 nucleotides long. Lineage: Eukaryota; Metazoa; Platyhelminthes; Trematoda; Strigeidida; Schistosomatidae. The record is from the annotation of a GenBank genome assembly.